AUGCACUCACACACAUACAUACACACACGCACUCACACUGACACGCAUUCACACUCACAUGCACUCACACACAUACACACAACAUGCACUCACACACACAUACAUACGUGCACGCACACAUGCACACACACAUGCAUGCACUCACACUUGCAUAUACACAUACGCACAUGCACCCAUACAUAUGCACACAUGAACUCACACACACAUACACACGUGCACUCACACAUGCCCCAGGAGUAA
Molecule: messenger RNA, 240 nt
Organism: Otolemur garnettii (small-eared galago)
Lineage: Eukaryota; Metazoa; Chordata; Mammalia; Primates; Galagidae
Exons: 3
Coding region: 1-240 (79 amino acids)
Source: RefSeq, a predicted model, not a curated record